AACGUUCAUGCUUUGUGCCAGAAUGUGGCAGUGUAAGAGAGGAUCACAAUCGUAGUGUGUAUGUAUCACGGGUCAAUUGUGACUGACUGAUCUACAAAUAAUAAUGAGUAUUUAGUUACGAUGCAGUGUUCUUUGUAGAUCAGUCAGUCGGCAGUCUUCUGCAAUGUCGAACAUGCUCCAUUAUCAUUGUAGCAAGCUGCUUUGACAACAUUAGCUACAUUGUUGCCAGUGGCAGUAGCCUUACUGUACAUGACGCCCCUAGUGGCCUAUCUCGCUAGCUAGCGUGAACCGCAAUAGCAAGCAGUUUGAUAAAAAAAAACAUCCUUUUGAUACGUAAUUUUAUUGUUAAUCCAAAUAAGGAUAUAAAAUAUAGUCAUGAAUCUUCGGGGAUUCUUUCAAGACUUCAAUCCCAGUAAAUUCCUCAUCUAUGCCUGUCUGUUGCUGUUCUCUGUUCUACUGUCCUUGCGUCUGGAUGGCAUCAUCCAUUGGAGCUAUUGGGCUGUGUUUGCCCCCAUUUGGCUAUGGAAGCUAAUGGUUAUCAUCGGUGCCUCAGUUGGCACAGGCGUCUGGUCCCAUAACCCACAGUACAGGGCUGAGGGUGAAACCUGUGUGGAGUUCAAGGCCAUGCUGAUAGCAGUUGGGAUCCACCUACUCCUGCUCACCUUUGAGGUUCUGGUGUGUGACCGUGUGGCGAGGGGCACCCACUUCUGGCUGCUGGUCUUCAUGCCCCUCUUCUUCGUCUCGCCUGUCUCUGUUGCAGCAUGUGUGUGGGGCUUCCGCCAUGAUCGCUCUCUAGAGUUGGAGAUCUUGUGCUCGGUCAAUAUUCUCCAGUUUAUCUUCAUUGCCCUGCGACUGGAUAAAAUAAUCAGUUGGCCAUGGCUGGUCGUCUGUGUGCCACUGUGGAUCCUCAUGUCCUUCCUGUGCCUUGUGGUGCUCUACUACAUGGUGUGGUCAGUGCUCUUUCUGCGGUCUAUGGACGUCAUCGCAGAGCAACGGCGUACUCACAUCACCAUGGCGAUCAGCUGGAUGACAAUCGUUGUACCCUUGCUCACUUUUGAGAUCCUGUUGGUCCAUAAGUUGGAUGGCCACUACAGCUCCAGCUAUGUGUCUGUUUUCGUACCUCUCUGGGUGUCCCUGGUGACUCUGAUGGCCACAACCUUUGGCCAGAAAGGAGGCAACCACUGGUGGUUUGGCAUCCGAAAAGAUUUCUGCCAGUUUCUUCUUGAGCUCUUUCCCUUCCUGCGGGAGUAUGGGAACGUUUCUUAUGACCUGCACCACGAGGACCCUGAGGUGUGCGAGGAGAUGCCUGCACACGACCCGCCAAAAAUAGCCCCGAUGUUCAGCAAAAAAAAUGGUGUGGUGAUCACACAGAGCCCAGGGAAGUACUUUGUGCCUCCUCCAAAACUGUGCAUUGACAUGCCUGACUAAAUUAAAGCUUUGCAACAACUGCUCUAGAGCUUUGAUGGACUUCACAUGCACCAGACAGCUGGAUAAGUAUUUUUUACAACCACAUAUCUAUUUUUUAUGGAAAUGGAAUGUUCUAGAAGGUUAAGUAGACACUUACCCCAAACGGCGAAUCACUCCCUCAAUAUUGUUGUGCAGUAUGGGUGCCCUGAAACAUGAACAAAGGCUCCAAAAACACCCAAAUAUGGCCUUUUAGAAACAGCAUAUAACAUUGCGGAUAAAGUUUGGGAUGAUGCGAUUUCAUGUGUACAUAUCUAAAUACCUGCGUCACUAUACUGAGAGCUUUACUGUUUCGAAAGUAACCUAUUUUGGUGUUUUUGGAGCAUUCAUGUUUUUUCUGGGCCCAACGAGGAUGAGGAAGUGAUUUGCUGUUUGUGGUAAGUUUCUCAAAAACAAGUAAAAUCACAAAUAAAAAUGUAGCUGGACCCUUCUAUAACAUGCCAUUUACAUCAGAAAUAGAGAUUUGAUUGUAAAAAACAAACAACUUCUCCUUUAAAGAAGAGGCAGAAGAGCAUAGCUUUCCAUGUAAGUCACUCCUAGUGAGUGAUGGGACCUGGUGGGACCGGAAUUUGGACAUGUUUUUUUUUCUGAAAACAAAAAUCCAUGGCAGAGUAUGUGGAACAAAAGGCACUCUUAUAUCAACGUGUGUUUUUCCAUUGUAUUGGCAGUGGAAAUAAUUAGUUCCUUUUCAUUGAUUUUAUGUGAUAUACUGUAUAGUACUUUCUAUUUUCCUUGUGAUGUUCUGGCCACCAACAAAAUAUCUCCAAAGCGUUCAUCCUCUUUUAUAAUUCAGAUAUCUUUCACCUUAUUCCAGUUGAAGAUACAUUUUGUUGUAUGUUUGUCAAAUUACCCAAAUCCUGAUUUAUUUUUUUUGUAUCAAAGCUCAAAUACUACAUGUUAGGAUGACAACACAAUCAUGCUUAUUAGUCUAACCUUUUUAAACCUAAGAUUAGCUUGCUACUUGGGUAUAUUUGCUUUUGUUUAUUAAAUUAUUUAACUUCUCUAUUGUGAGGAACAUUUGUUGUAAUAUAAUAGCGUGUGUGUAUAUAUAGUAUUAUUCCCUAACACCCAUUUUUGUAUUUGGAUGGUUUGGUUUUGAUUUCAUAGGGUAUUUUCCUGAAUUAAGACCCUGAUCUAUGUCCACUCAAUUGUAUUAAGGUUUACAACCUUGUUCCUCUAGUGGCCCUUUGCACUGAGUGUAUAAAAACAUUAGGAACACCUGCUCUUUCCACAACAUAGCUUUCACCUGGAUAGUCUAUGAUCCCUUUUAUUGAUGUCACUUGUUAAAUCCACUUUAAAUCAGUGUAGAUGAAGGGGACUGGUUAAAUAAUGAUUUUUAAGCCUUGAGACAUGAAUUGUUUGUGUGCCAUUCAAAGGGUGAAUGGGCAAUACAAAAUAUCUAAGUGCCUUUGAACGGGGUAUGUUAGUAGGUGCCAAUAUUAGGAAGGUGUUCCUAAUGUUUGGUAUAGUCAGUGUAUAUGGCAGUAUGACAGUCAUUGUAGUUGGCUUUUGCUGUUACAAUAAUGUCAGAUUCAGGGUGCACAACUUUGCCUCAAGGUUCCUAGUAGUGUAUUCUAGUUUUCAAUUAAUCUUGAGUAUUCUGGGUAAACAGCCUGUUUGCGUCUUCUACCUUGCCAGGUCUACAUUGGGUAAUGUAAGGGAGAAAACCCGCAGUGCCGCUUCUCUAUUAUUAUAUCUGUGAAAAAUUCUUUGUUUGUGAAAUUGUGACUCUCCUUCAUACAAAAUGUUCUCCCCACCAUCCCAUUGAACUUCUAAUCGAUCCCCUCAUGUUUUGUUCGUUUUGUCUAUGUUCUGUGACCACUCUCAGCUGGCCUGAGAGAUGAGCAUUACUCAUUUGAAAACAUGUUUUUGACCGAGAACGGACCAAUGUUAUACUUUUCCCCUCUAUUGUACCUUGUUUCUAACCUUUCACCAUACACAUUCUGUUGCAAUAUAGCUGUUUUUCUUUCUGCUAGCAAGCACUUCAGUACGUGUUAAAUGAUGAUUAACAUUUAAAUCACUGUUAGUUAUCUGGUCGUCAUUUUGUUGACUUGUCAAAUGCAUGAACAUUGAUUUCAAAUUGAAAUAAUACUUUU
This is a messenger RNA of Oncorhynchus mykiss (rainbow trout), 3560 nucleotides long. RefSeq names its product transmembrane protein 185-like. NCBI's taxonomy places the organism in Eukaryota, Metazoa, Chordata, Actinopteri, Salmoniformes, Salmonidae. The record is from RefSeq and is a predicted model, not a curated record.